Messenger RNA from Fusarium sp. VM40, 519 nucleotides. NCBI's taxonomy places the organism in Eukaryota, Fungi, Ascomycota, Sordariomycetes, Hypocreales, Nectriaceae. The record is from the annotation of a GenBank genome assembly.
AUGCUCCCUCAACGAAUUGCGCGGGCCUCGGCCCUGCGCAGCGGCAUGACAGCUGCUCGACGACUCCCUACGAUUCAGCGACGAACCUUCCUCCCCGAUCAGUACACCGACAAGAAGGUCAUUGAUGCGAAGUACCCUGAAGCUCCGAGGAUGACUGAGGCAGAGGACCCUGGAAUGAACGGCGGCUACAUCAACCCACCCCGAAUCAAGCGCCAGUUCCGUGACCCUCAUGCCAACUGGUGGGAUCCUCAGGAGCGACGAAACUUUGGUGAACCCAUUCACGAGGAUAACGAUGUUCUGGGAAUCUUUUCUCCCUGGGAGUACACCUGGACCACCGCCGGACCUGGAGCCGUCAUGGUCGGUACCUUCAUCGCUGUUUUCAUGAGCGUCACCGGAAUCGUCUACCUCAACUAUCCCGACCGCCCAGCUUACCCCCGAUCAUUCGAGGGUGGUCUGGAACGAGAGCUUGGUGGCCCCGGAGCUACAAGGGCUCGUACGGAGGGUGAUGAGGAUCCUUGA